This is a messenger RNA of Eupeodes corollae, 3540 nucleotides long. RefSeq lists its product as uncharacterized. The transcript has 4 exons. The coding region runs from base 1 to 3540 and encodes 1179 amino acids. Gene Ontology annotation, molecular function: DNA helicase activity. The record is from RefSeq and is a predicted model, not a curated record. NCBI's taxonomy places the organism in Eukaryota, Metazoa, Arthropoda, Insecta, Diptera, Syrphidae. Gene Ontology annotation, biological process: DNA repair; telomere maintenance.
AUGCCUAGAAGAAGAAGGUCGCAGCUAUCUAAGAAUAGUUCCCAAGCGAGAUUAGUAAAAGUUCGUCGUAUUGGAGAGUCUUCUUCUGAAAAUGCAGAUCGUCUGGAAAUUAUGAGAGUGUACGCUUGCCAAUCGCGAGCCAGAGAAUUAAGCGUCGAACGUUCAAUUCGUCUUGCAGAACAAAAUGCAACAUACGAACGACAGUCAAGUGCUGAGCGCUCUCAGCGACUUGAAGAAAAUAGAGCUAGGAACUCGCGAACGCGUGCACGGGAAUCUAGCACUGAACGCUCGCAGCGGCUUUUGACACAGCGAGAUAGACAACGGUCGUUAAGAGCUAGGAUGCGCAAUAGAAUUUUAGCGCAUAGUAAUAGGUCGGCAUUUAGUUACGAUCCUCAAAUUAAAUAUGCUCAUCAAAACAGCAUCCAAAUCGGAGCAAUGAAUAAGAUGUGUCCGAUAUGUUUCGCUAAAAAAUGGGCUGAGGAAGCGAAAGGUAUGUGCUGUGCAUCUGGAAAGGUUGUUCUCCCUAACAUUGAUGAGCCACCAGAACCAAUUAAAAGUCUUUUGACAAAUAAUCAUAUACUAUCCGCGCAUUUUUUGAAUAACACCAUGUUGAAUAGCCACAAUGUUUACAUACGAAGUUUUAAACAUAGUAUUGAACUCAAUACCCCCGACAGUUUGAAAUUGAUCAUUUACUCUGAUCGCACACCCCAUACAGAACACAGAGGAAGAUAUAACGCCCCUUCAAUAAAUGAAGUGGCCGUUCUCUUGGUCGAUGAAGACAAAGGACCCAGGGAUAUAGUACUGCACGGUAGAGACGGACAACUAAAACGAGUGUCGGAAUUACAUCGAGCAUAUGAUCCGCUACAAUAUCCGUUGAUGUUUGCAUCAGGAGACGAUGGAUAUUAUUUAACUAUUCCUCAGCAGAAUUCCUCAAGAAAUAAGACUGUGUCAUGUAUGCAAUAUUAUGCAUACCGUUUAAUGAUUAGGGCCAACUGUUUUAAUGCACUCCAUUAUUACAAAGAUUUGUUUAAUCAAUAUUGUGUGGAUAUGAUGGCGAAGAUGAUUUCCGAAAGGUUAAAUUUUGUUUACCGAAACCAACAAAAGCUUAGAGCGGAUGACUAUAUUCAUUUAAGGGAUGCUUUAAACCAAGACGCAAGGGUAAUUGCAGCUAAUAUCGGACAGCAUGUCAUCUUGCCGUCAUCAUUUACUGGGUCUCCAAGGUAUCUCCACGAAAAGACACAAGAUGCAAUGACAUACGUGCGCAAUUAUGGAAGGCCAGAUCUUUUCAUAACUUUCACCUGUAAUCCAGAUUGGCAUGAAAUAAAACUGGAACUUUUUCCCGGUCAACGGUCUUUCGACCGGCAUGACAUCAUAGCUCGAGUGUUUCACUUAAAAAUGAAGAAAAUGAUAAAAAUAUUAACAAAAGACGCGAUUUUUGGGCCGGUUAAAUGUUAUAUGCUUACUGUUGAGUGGCAAAAAAGAGGAUUGCCGCAUUGUCAUAUGUUGCUUUGGUUGAACUCAAAAGUACAACCCGAUGAAAUUGAUAAAAUAAUAGUUGCCGAACUACCUAAUAAAGACGAAGACCCAGUAUUAUUUGAGAUAGUCACAAAGAAUAUGGUACAUGGACCAUGUGGACAAGAAAAUUUGACUUCUCUGUGCAUGAAAAAUGGGAUAUGUACAAAAAAAUAUACACGACGUUUCGUGACUGAAACACAGACCGGGGAGGAUGGGUAUCCCGUUUAUCGACGACGCGAUAUCGACAACGGAGGGCAGAUUGCUGCAUUGAAUGUCCGAGGGCGUACGGUUAAUAUAGACAACAGAUGGAUCGUUCCAUAUACCCCAAUACUAUGUCGAUCUUUUAAUGCUCAUAUUAAUGUUGAAUAUUGUCAUUCCGUACAAGCCAUAAAAUACAUAUGUAAAUACAUUAACAAAGGAUCGGAUCAAGCAACUUUCAGUGUCAGAAAUGCUCACGAUGAAGUUGAAAAUUAUUUGAACGGCCGGUACAUAAGUACAUCUGAAGCAGUGUGGAGGAUAUUAGAGUUUCCUAUACAUGACAGACACCCUACCGUAGUACACCUAGCAGUACACCUAGAGAAUGGACAACGAGUGUACUUCUCAGCGGAAAAUAUGCAAAAUAUAGCGCAAAAUCCACCAAAAACGACACUUACGGCGUUUUUUGACCUAUGCCACAGUGAUGGUUUUGCUAAAACACUACUCUAUCACGAAGUUCCUCAUUAUUAUACAUGGGCUAACAAUAAAUUUUCUAGAAGGAAACGUGGCCAAGAAGUAGUUGGACAUCCCGGUAUAAAAAAAGAUGCGGCACUGGGAAGAGUAUACAGCGUUCAUCCUUCCCAGUCAGAGUGUUUUUAUCUCAGGAUACUGCUUCAUCAUGUACGUGGCCCAACAUCGUUCCAAGAUUUAAAAACCGUUGACGGAGUUGUUAAAGAAACUUACCAAGCCGCUUGCCGAGAAAGGGGUUUGCUAGAAGAUGAUAACCAAUGGGAAACUACUUUGAGAGAAGCUUCGAUUUCUCAAUGUCCGUUAAGGCUGAGAGAGUUGUUUGUGGUAAUAUUAUUAUUUUGUUUUCCCUCGGAACCUCUCAAAUUAUGGGACACGUUUAAAGAUGAUUUGUGUGAAGACAUCAGACAUAUAGCCCAAGAACAAGGUUCCGAUUAUGAUGUAUAUAACAAAGGUUUGAUACAAAUCGAAAACAAACUUUUAGAAUUAAAUGACAAAAGUUUAAGAGACUUUGGAUUACCUUCUUCGAAUCGCUCACAAAAUGUAGUUGAUGCCAUACCGUGCCAUCAACAGUCUGUAUGUUCAAUCCGUAAAAAUGGUCCACUGGGAAAGCUCUUACAGGACACGUCGCUGAUUAUUUGGGAUGAGUGCACCAUGAGCCAUAGAGCUCAUGUAGAAGCAGUGGACCGCACAUUAAAAGAUAUAAGAAACUCAUGCAAUAUGAUGGGUGGCGUAACUUUUGUUUUCGCUGGAGACUUUCGCCAAACUCUACCAGUUGUAACAAAAGGUACACGUGCCGACGUUAUUAAAGCGUGCCUUAAAUCAUCACCUUUGUGGCUAUCAAUUAAAACUCUCAAUUUGCGCACGAAUAUGAGAGCACAUUUAUGCAAUAACCGCGGUGGUAAUUUCUCAGAAAAUAUACUUAAAUUAGGAGACGGAAAAUUUACUACUCCAAUUGCAAACAGCUCCCAAGUACUUUUGGAUAUUGGAUUGGCCCAAACUGUUCACAGUCUAGAAAUUCUUAUAGACAAAAUCUAUCCCGACAUCAACAAUCUUACAUGCCCACCAGGAGCUGGUUCGGAAUACUACAAUUUUAAGAAACAUCAUUCGACAGUUCUUCUGGCCACUUACGACGCCAAUUGUACUUUUUUCGCAGUUGACAUCGGUGCGUACGGAAGUCAAAGUGAUGGUGGGGUGUUUUCAGACCCAUCUUUUGGUAGAAAAGUUUUAACUGGUGGCACAAAACUUCCCUCCUCCCAGUCGACUUCCGAAUUAUACCUGCAACCGUUACAUGGUUGGUAA